AUGAGUGCGCACUCGAGGGUAUAUCGUGACCACCGUAAAUGGGUGUUCUCGAAUGCGAGGGACAAGAAAAACAAGCCUCCCCCUUUGCACAUUAAGUUCCCGCUUACCAUGCACCACAUUGGAUCAUCAGUUCUUGCCUUCGCAGUUUACGGUUUAUGGCUUCCCAUCAAUCGCAAGGCCGUUGACCCCCGCAUGCAGCUCCAAGGCGAGUGCAACCGCAUGAUCCGCCGCGCGUUGAGGCGCAUCCUCUAUAGCACGGGUCAGAAAUGGAAGUUCAGCGUGCGAGUGACAGGAGAAAUUCAGCAGGACCGAUCAAAUUUCCGGGGCGUUGGAACACCGUUGGCGCUGCAGAUCGUGGACACCGAGGAAGCAUCGGUCAUAGGCCCGGUCAUUGCGGCUGUCGACGACGCUCUUGGGCAGUUCCCGGAUAGCCACCGCUACCCUAUCAACUGCAUCGUCUCGCGUGAUCGGGCGGGUGAUAGGCCUGUUUCGGCCAGGAUAGACGUUGGCUGGCGUGGCAAUUCGAAGGCGCGCUUCCUGGAGGUAGUUGCCAAGGCCGCGACGGCGGUGCUGGGGAAGUACAGCCCGGUCUUGUUCAAGGUCGGCAUCGCAAUCAAUGAUUGCAAGGACGGCGAGGAGCCGGCCCAGACGGUGGAGCCGGAGGAUCCGAAGGACCCCGUGCAAGAAGCUCUGGCUUUUCACAUACUUGGCGACAUUCGGCAGCAGACGUGGGACCUCGGCCUCGGCCGGGGAUACCACUUGUCGGUUCAGCUGAACCGAAUCGACGCGGGUUGGGCUCUUCGGCCCUCAAAGUUUGCGUCGCGUCGCCCGGCCACCAUAACUGCUCGGACGAGGCAGCUAUUCCUGCCUCCGAGAAUCGGCCCCUCCGGCCGGAAGGCUCUGGAGCCGAUCAGCCACCAGGCUUCCAUGACUGCUCCGACGACGCCGCCCUUCCCGCCUUCGAGGAUCGGCCCCUCCGGCCGAAUUUCACUGCGUCCGACCGACUACCCAGAACCGACAACUGCUCCGACGUGGGCGCCAUUUCUGCCUCCUCCCAUCGGUAUCUCUGGCCGAGAUGUCUACCGCCCCCCUACCCCGCUGUCCCCACGCCCCACCCCCAACCCCGCCCCCGGACAACUCCCCCACCGUGCUCUAGCUUAUGAGCAAAUAUUGGCUCCCCCCGACAGGACGUUCCCCCAUCCAAGGACAAAACCCUUUAGUUGGGAUAAGCCCCGUCCUGGGGAUGAGCCUGCACCAACGAUUGCUCCGACGAGACCGCGAUCUCUGCCUCCGAGCAUCGGCCCCGCGGCCCCGCUGACCCCAAGGCCCUCCCCCAACCCCGCCCCCUCCCUAGCCUUCCACUAUGCUCAAGCUAAUGACCCUGCACGAACGACUGCGCCGAACAGAUCGCGGUUUGGUCCCACGAGCUUCGACCCCUCUGUCCGGCCCAUUUUCCGUCCCACUGCCCCGCUGACCCCAAGCCCCUUCCCCAACCUCGCCCCCUUCCUAAUCCCCCACUAUGCUCUAGAUAAUGACCCUACACGAAAGAAUGCUCCGAACAGAUCGCGGUUUUUCCCCACGAGCUCCGGCCCCUCUGUCCGGCCCAUUCUCCGGCUCACUCCCCCGCUGGCCCCAACCCCCUUCCCCACCCUCGUCCCCGACGACGGCCCAGACAUGCCGUCAGCAGCUGGGCACCGACCCACCCCCAUCCAACCUCCCUCCCUCUUCCCUGCCCCCGCCCCCGCCCCGAGUGACAAUCAUUCUGUGGCAGGAGAGCCUUCCCAAGACGACAGCUCGGAGAGCAGCCGUGUCGUUGCUGGAAGUUCGGUUUGCUCAUCAUUCGGCGGAAACUUCACCGACGGCUCGGUCGACGGUGCUACGCCCUCGGGCAGUGGAAGUGAGAGGAGCGAAGAGGGACACGCUUCCGACUUCUGCUUCACUCCGGGCAAGGAUGUGCUAGAGGAGGCGGACGACAGCAGCUAA
This is a messenger RNA of Tricharina praecox, 1983 nucleotides long. RefSeq lists its product as uncharacterized. Lineage: Eukaryota; Fungi; Ascomycota; Pezizomycetes; Pezizales; Pyronemataceae. The transcript is spliced from 3 exons. Bases 1 to 1983 code for a protein of 660 amino acids. The record is from RefSeq and is a predicted model, not a curated record.